AUGAUUCCCAAUCCAUGGACAAUGGGGGCCGAGUCGCUAGAGUACAUUAACGGUCUUCCCCCCGACCAGCAGCAGCCUGCGCUCCUUUCGCUCGACAGCUACUACUACAACUCAAUGAAGGUUCCCUGCAUAACGUCCUUUGUCGUGUACGGCUUGUUCGUCAUCCUCAUCCUCGCAACCGCUUUCAACAAUCUGCUGGCCUGGAGCUGCCCCUCCGCGCACAUUCGCACAAAGCAAAGGCUGCGAGUGCUACGUGCUUAUGUCUGGGAACACCCUUUGGUGCAACGCAAACACGCCUCUGUGGUUUCGUUGCCUGGGCUACGCUGGCUGACACUUCAACUGCCUUUGCGCGGCGAAGGCAUAAUCGUCUUGGCUCUGUGCCUCAUCAACUUUUUGCCUCUUGUCGCGUUCUACCAGCUGCUGGAGCCCAUACCAGGCUCGGACACCAUCUCGAGCAAAUCGGACCAAAUCCUGCGCGGCUUGGCUGAUCGAUCCGGUCUUCUUGGAACAGCGCAGCUCCCGCUUCUCAUCCUCAUGGCCAGCAAACGUACGCCUCUGGCGAUUGUCUCAGGGCUCGGUCCGAACAGCCUGAUGCUGUACCAUCGCUGGAUCUCUCGGUGGUUCUGGAUUCAUAUUUUCAUUCACAGCGUCGCCUACACGGUUAUCUACAAGCAGCAACCGGAUGGCAUCUCAGGAAUGCUAAAGGAAACGUACAUCCGAUGGGGCGUCGUUGGUACGGCCAUGGGGUCCGGUCUCGUCUUCUUGUCGCUUCGAGCUCUUCGUCAACGUCACUAUGAGGUCUUUGUCAUGUUCCACAUCGUCAUGGCGUUCUUUGCCAUCCUGGGCACGUACUUUCACAUUGCCUUGAUCGAAUACGGUCCUUACGGCGCAUUCAAGGUGAUGACCGAGCUUGCUGCCAUCAUGUGGGCUUUCGAUCGGGUUGUUCGCCUUGCAGUGCGUUUCUAUCUCUCCUUUUCGUUGGCAUCGCGAUCAGACAGGUCGGCCAGCACCAAGAAAGGACUGACCGUGAUCGAGUGUGCACAAGGUCAGAUCCGCGCCUUUGGCAUCAACUCGAACUACGUGCGGCUUCGCAUCUCUGUGCCAGUGAACAAACUCCGCUUUGUCGAUCAGCCUCGUCAGCAGUCACUGUUCGGAGGUGUUGGAGCCGGCGACGAUAUUCGCGUCACCAUCCCACGUCUGCAGUGGGUAGGAGAACAUCCUUUCACCGUCUUUGCGGUCGGCCUGAACAAGGAGGAUCCGUCGCAAGGCUAUAUCGAACUGCUGAUCAAGGCCGCAGGUGGACUUACGCGCAAGCUGGCCAACCAAAUGAUCACUUCGACCGCGACGGACGGCCAAGACAAAGAUGUCGAGCUGGCUGGAUCGCCCGCAGAGCCGAAGAGCCUCGCCAUGCUGAUCGAAGGACCUUUCGGAAGGGUGCCAGAGAUCCACGAGUCGACCACCGACCUUGUCUUGGUGGCUGGAGGCAUCGCCAUCACCUUCUGCUGGCCACUGUUUGUCGCAGCUUUCAAGUCGAGCCUCAAAGCUUCCAACGCAUCUAAGCUCGCCACUUGCAAGCUGGUAUGGAUCGUCCGACAGGAGAGCACCCUCACACUGCUUGAAGAGGCUUUCGACGAACUGGUCAAACACGUUCAGGUCGAGCAAGGUAACAAACACUGCCAGUUCGCCUUGGACAUCUACGUCACAUCGACUGCUUCGUCUCCGCUAGUUGGCUCGGCUGCGGCGUCGAUCAAAGACAAGGGAGCUCUCGAAUCGCCUCAAUGCCAGCAGGGGUCAAUUUCUCGAACCGGGAGCGAGCUCCCCGACGAUGUGGCCGAGCUUCCGACCUUGGCACACACGGAAGCGGCGACUCGCGGCGAAAAGGGGCAGGUCUGCUUGUUCUCCGACGGUGUCGAAGGAGAUUUGAUCAAGACACACAGAUUCAGCGGCGGCCGACCCCAGAUCUUGUCUGCAACGCUAUUCGGUCACCUGGAUCAAGAAGCGCUGGCACGACAGCCCGGUCAAAAUUUGACCGUCGCAUUCUGCGGACCGUCAAGCUUGUGUGACGACGUCAGGCACGAGACGGUCAGCCUGCUCAAGAAGGGCAUUCAGGUCGAGCUUGUGGAAGAAUGCUUCACUUGGUGA
Molecule: messenger RNA, 2142 nt
Organism: Sporisorium graminicola
Lineage: Eukaryota; Fungi; Basidiomycota; Ustilaginomycetes; Ustilaginales; Ustilaginaceae
Exons: 5
Coding region: 1-2142 (713 amino acids)
Biological process (GO): copper ion import; iron ion transport; intracellular iron ion homeostasis
Cellular component (GO): plasma membrane
Molecular function (GO): ferric-chelate reductase activity
Source: RefSeq, a predicted model, not a curated record